GGCCGUUCCUGGCGCUGGGGCGGGUGGCUGCGCAGGGCCCGCCCCUCAUGGCGCCGUUCCCCUGACGGGUUUCCCCGGUAACUGACAACAGCCGCCGGUCCCGCCCGAGCCCCUCGGCCCGGCGGCGCUGCCUCUGACCGAGCCCCCAGCGAGGCGACUACCCCGUGUCCAGAGUCCCACAAGCAGGCGGGCGCUUCCCCUGUGCCAGGGCUCCGCGGCGGGAGCAUGGCCACGCAGAGCGCCCCGGAGGGCGCCUGUGGGCCCCCGCCCCGGCCGGCGCAGCCCGGCAAACCUGCCAGGUAUAUAUCCAAAUAUAGUGAACAUGUGAGACGUGAAGCAGAGAAAAAUAAAUCUCAGUGGAAAACUAUGGGGCCAGCAAAAGUUGCAGUGCCAUCUCCAAAUGAUUUUCUGCAGAAACAUUCCAAGGAGCCCAAGCUAGCACCAAAAAAAAAAGAACAGGAGGGUGAAAAAUUGCUUCCAUUAUCAGUGCCAGGGAGGACAUACCACCCAGUUACUCGCAUUAAAAAGAAUUUUAUAUAUAAAAAUGCAGUUGCUGUUAUCAAAGGGGAGCCCAAAAAGCCUCGACAUUUUUGUGUUGAUACAAGACAGGGAGAUAAAUAUCUCCUUGAACCUUCAGGACUUUUUCCAAAAUACAUUAGAAAAAAGAAUUAUGGUGUUAUACCAAAAUAUGUGACACGGAGAAAUGAAGAAAUGAAGAGAGAGGAGGAAGAAUAUCAGGCCAGUGUUUUGGAGCAACUCAAGAAGAAAGCCUUGAAAACUCUGUCUGAAGAAGAAAGGACAAAUAUUCUGAAGGCACUGAAAAAGAACUGGGAGGAAAUAAAUCGUGCAUUUCAGACUCUUCCAAUACUAACAGACACCAGGUACAAGAAGAUGCAUAAAGAAGAGCUGGAAUUAAAGCUGAAACAACUGGAGCAUGACAUAGCAGCAAUCGAGAAGCACAAAACUAUCUACAUUGCAAACGUGUAAGGAUUGCUGUUCAGAUACUUCCUCUUUUCUCCUUUUUCUCUAUCCCUGCAUCUCCAAAAAGUUCCUCUCUAAAUUCUCAGAAGAUGCUACUGUCAAUUAUUUAAAAGGAAAUACUAAGUAUGUAACUUCUUAGAAAAGUUGUUACAUAUAACUCUCAUCUGUACAAUUCCCAAAACAUUUUGAAAUAAAAUACUUAACUAAACUUUGAGUAUGAAUAAUGAAUUUAAUUUAUUAUUCUUUAUAUUUUUUAUUAAUUACUGAGGUUUCUAUAAACAUCAUACAGAAAGCACAUAAAACACUGUUUGGAGUACAUCUUUCCUUGCCUAGCCAAAACAAAGGGAAAUAAUUGACUGCUGAAGACAGUUUGGUAAAUAUAACUUCAGGAUGGAAUGGCUUCUGGACUAUAUAUUAAAGAGAUGUUGUGCUUUACUUAAAAGCUUGAGUGCUUGUAUUUCUAAACAGCUUGGCUUCUGCAUAACAUUUUGUGUACUCAUUUUUUGUUACCAAAACCAAUUUUUAAUGUGGAAAUGUGUAAUAAUACAGACUUCACACAAUACAGAUACCACAUGUAUUUUUACAAGUACAUAAUUCUGUAAUACUAUAGUAAAUCUACAAUUAAAUUAGAAAAAUGUGUUUUGACUGGAAUUAUGUGUGUGCUGUUAGAAUGAAAGCAAUAUACAAGCAUCUGAGUCAAGACUUAAACAAAAACUGUAUCAGCACACUUGCAAUUGUUUGCAUAGAAGGAAAAAAUGUUUUUCUUUGCUACUGCUUAACCUUUGCUUCAUAGAAUUGUAGAUACGGUUUAGAUUAGAAAAGAUCUUUUUCAGCCUCUCAGAACACAGCUUUUUCUAUAUGGUAUCAAUCACUACUACCAGCAGCUGUUGUGACAUCAUCAUAUCUGACAUCAGCAAAGGAUAAAGUAAAUUUGAAAUUAACUAUGAAAAGCCAAAUGUUCCCAUACAUUAAAUUCCUUUCCUAAAUUUGUCAGGGAAUGGCUUUGGAGAUUUCACCAUGAUUCUAGGCUGUAUUUUUUGUGCAUAUUAUACUUGUCAAUGACAUGCACUAGGAAUGUGUGGGGGAGCAAAAAUAUGUAUUUUCUUAUUUCUACCUUAUUUUUGAAGGAUGUAAGCUGGACAAAAGCUCCAGAUUUGAAAAAUGUAGACUUAAUAUACUUCUUACUCGAGACUGACACACUGUAUAUUUUAACAAAACUACACUUAAUUAUUAGCAUUUAAUAAUAUGUGAUAAUAUCUUCUAGUGAAGUACCUGAUGCCCCUUUUAAGAAAUUCAGUGUAAUCAGAAAAGGCUGUUCCUUAUGACUUGAAAAAAAAGGAUUUGACUCCAAAAGAGCGUGCAUUCCCACUGCCUCCCUCUCAGCUUUUACUUGCAGACUGGCUGAUUUAGGUUAGGAUCUGUAUUUGGUUCUUCCAUUUAUCAUCAGUGCUAACUUUAUGGAAAUGUAAAAUAGAUGGUGGCCUAUCUCAAAAUUUGAGAUGAGCAGCUAGGCCAGACUUAGAAACAUUCAUCAUUCACCAGUAGAAAUGACUACUUUUUAAAAUUGUCGUAAGUACAUUAAUAUAGGAAAUUAGGAAGUGAAUGGGAAGGGAUGCAAAAAGUAUUCCUGCUUAAGGGGAAGAGACAAAAGCCAGUGUCUUUCUGUAGCUGAGUGGACUGUCACUAGUGACUUUCAACAGUGCUGUGGCAUUUUUUUCCUGAGCCUCAUUAUAGCCCUUUGCAGGUAGCUCUGCUGCAUGUUGCCCUCAUGAGACAUUGAAUUGCUUCUGACACCCUAUGGAGGGGCUGUACUCCUUUCUGGUGUGUAUUCCAUGGGACCUGCCAACACCGCUGAUUAUGGAAAAAAAUAUAAUUAAAAUAAUUGAAAAUGUACGCAGAAGGAUAAUAUUCUUACCCUUUAGCUCUCUUUGGAAAGUUUGACAAAAUAAAUUUACAGAAUCCAAACAAUGUACCUCUGUGUUUAUAUGUUUAGGAAAUGCCAGUAAUUGAAAAUAUGAUGUUCAUGAAUCAACUAAUAUAUACCAUUGGUAUAACAAAAUGAAAUAGGUGAAUAAACUCAAUUGUUCUGAUAGAA
Molecule: messenger RNA, 3076 nt
Organism: Catharus ustulatus (Swainson's thrush)
Lineage: Eukaryota; Metazoa; Chordata; Aves; Passeriformes; Turdidae
Gene: ENKUR
Product: enkurin, TRPC channel interacting protein
Exons: 5
Coding region: 226-987 (253 amino acids)
Cellular component (GO): acrosomal vesicle
Molecular function (GO): calmodulin binding
Source: RefSeq, a predicted model, not a curated record